Molecule: messenger RNA, 4526 nt
Organism: Coregonus sp. 'balchen'
Lineage: Eukaryota; Metazoa; Chordata; Actinopteri; Salmoniformes; Salmonidae
Source: the annotation of a GenBank genome assembly
AUGGAUCUUAAUUUUUACUCUGACCUCUCUGAUGGCACCAGUCAGAAUAUCGACCAGGAGUUCUUGGAAGCACAGGGUUAUAAUGGAUACGACCCAGUUAACAAGGUAUGGGGCCUACUUCUAAACAAGGGGAAAGAUAGUUUUUUCAUGUCGUGUGAAUACUAUGUUGUGUGUUUUGCAGUUUCCAGGAGGCAGUGAUACUUACCUUACCAUCUCUGGGGCAGGUCAUCCUUUUCUCUCCUCUGAGGUGGGUGUCAUGAUCCUCGAAGCCUGCACACCUUCCACAAUGCAGUGCCUAAAAUGUUCAUGUAAUCUAUCUGUCCCAUUAACAGUUGUCCUUCUCCUUCUCUCUGUUUAGCAGACAUUCCAUACACCCAGUCUUGGUGAUGAGGUGUUUGAGAUCCCUCCCAUCUCCCUGGACCCGGACUCGGCCCUCAGUGUGGGGGACGUGGUGUCCCAUUAUGGCGAACUAUCAGGGGGAGCAGGGGGUCCUUCCGGGGCUGGAAGCCUGGUGAGGAGUGCUGUGGUGGGGGGCAAUGACCCCUCCUUUGCCUCCACCUAUGUGAACCCAAACUCUCAGGGCUUGGAGCACCUGAGUCUGAGGGUGAUGAGCCAGCCUGGAGGGGGGGCCCUGCUUAGCUCAACACUGGGGGUGGUAAGUGGUGUACUUAUGAAUACUACUAGAAUACUUUGUGCAUCAAGAAUGUGUUUUUCUCAAAUUGUAAUGCUUUGUUAAGACUUGUAAAAACUCCUGUCCUUGUCUCUCUAGGAACUUGGCCACUCCAUUGGCUCCCAUUUCAGCAGCUCCUCUCCAAUGACCAUUGAUGUCCCACUUGGUGACAUGAAUCAUGGCCUAUUGGGACACAAUCAGCUAACUACUAUUGACCAAUCAGAGUUGAGUGCCCAGCUUGGGCUUGGUCUUCAUGGCGGGAACAUUCUGUCCCGUUCCAAGUCCCCUGACCAGCUGUCUCCCACGCCUUCUCUAGCGGGCUCCCUCCAGGAUGAUGACAUGGAUGACCUCAGGGUGAGUGUCUGUUUGUAUGUUUGUUUAUAUGUGUAGGACUUGUUGUUGGUUUGUUUGUCUUGUUGAAGUCUUGCUAAGUCAACUGAUCUGGCCUUGUAUCUUUCCCUCUCUCUCUGUCCACUGGUCCCACUGUCACCCAGAAGAGUGUGCUGGUUGACUCUCCAAUGUCCCUGUCUGUCUCCCCUGCAAUACUCUCCCACCUCUCCACCAUGCCGGGCUCUGCCCCCAUGCUCUCCUCCUCCAUCUCCCCUGCGUUGGUGAGGCGAGGCGGAGGCAAGCCAGCUAUGGUGGCCGCUACAGCAGGGCCUGGAGGAGGGAAGAAGGGGAAGAAGAAGAAAGAUCCCAACGAGCCCCAGAAACCCGUCUCUGCCUACGCCCUGUUCUUCAGGGACACCCAGGCUGCCAUCAAGGGCCAGAACCCCAACGCCACAUUUGGAGAGGUGUCCAAGAUCGUAGCCUCCAUGUGGGACAGCCUUGGGGAAGAGCAGAAACAGGUACACAAUACACACACUUUUAGUAAAAGACAUACCGUAAAACUUCAAUUAAUAGCUCAAUAAUUUAUUUGCUUCAAUCACUGAACACAACCGGCGCUUAUUAGAGUCGGCGUCUAUUUCCUUAACGCACACAGCUUUAGCAACAAAAAUAAGUUUAAUACUACCAAACUGUUUGUUACCAGUAUGACCAUUAUAAUAACAAAUCUAGUCUCCUGAGUGGCGCAGUGGUCUAAGGCACUGCAUUGCAGUGCUAGCUGUGCCACUAGAGAUCCUGGUUCGAAUCCAGGCUCUGUCGCAGCCGGCCGCGACCGGGAGACUCAUGGGCAGCGCACAAUUGGCCUAGCGUUGUCCAGGGUAGGGGAGGGAAUGGCCGGCAGGGAUGUAGCUCAGUUGAUAGAGCAUGGCGUUUGCAACGCCAGGGUUGUGGGUUCGAUUCCCACGGGGGACCAGUAUGAAAAAAAAUAAACAUAUGUAUUCACUAACUGUAAGUCGCUCUGGAUAAGAGCGUCUGCUAAAUGACUAAAAUGUAAAUGUAAAUCCAUCGCCGAUCAGACUUGCAAAGACUUAAUCACGAUUCUCUUUCCCGUUGUGCCUCGUUGCGCCUUGUAUCCCCCGUAGUUGAGCCGAGCAUGUCAAACCACACAGCUGUCUGAUCCAUGGCAAUGAUGGCAGACCUUUAUCUUAUUUUGCGCAAUCUUUACGUUACACACUGAAGUUCACUCGUAAACAAUUCAUUUAGACCCGGCGUUUAUUUGAAAGAGGUGUUUAUUUGCUGAAAUGUGUGCUGACGCCAGGCUAUUAAAAGGGACAGGUGGCUAUUUGAGACUUUCAUUGAAGUUUUACGGUACAUUUAGAACAGUUGAAGGACAUUUGUGGAUAAAAUGAUAUACUGUAAUUCAUGUAAUAAACAAAUAAAAAAAAGUAUUAGAGUUUACUCAUGUCCUCAUCUACAUAAUUCUACCCUCUGUCACUAUUAGGUCUAUAAGAGAAAGACAGAAGCAGCGAAAAAGGAGUACUUGAAGGCAUUAGCAGCUUACAGAGCCAAUCAGCUCUCACAGGUAAAAUCUCUAGGCCUGUCUUUGCUUAGAAAUCGUGACUGUAGCCAUGACAAUGUUAUACUGUAAAUGUCUAGAAGCUGUACUUAUCGCACAUUUUUGUUGUUGUCAUUUCUCAAUCGAUUUAAUAUACUCUUAUCCCAUCGAUUAGUUUACAUUUUUGUAAUUGUAAAAAAAGUAUAUUUAUUUUUUCCCUUCCCUGGGUUCUCUCUAGCCCUCCAUUGAAGUGAUGGACACGGCCUCUUCACCACCACCUCCAGUGCCUGAGCCAGUGCAUGUGACCCUCCUGGCUCCCGCCCGCCCCUCCCGCCUCCCCCAGCACAACCCUGACCAGAAUACCAUCACCAACAUCUGCGCCUCCAACAUCAUUCUGGACGUCCCCCAGGUCACCACACGCUCCCGCACAGGGGCUCACAAGCCCCCCACCCUGGGCCCCACCACAGCCACCCCGACCCUGACCCCCACCAUCACCAAGAUCAUCAUCUCCAAACAGAUACUCCAGGCCGGGGCUCAGCUCCACCAGAUCCCCACCUCCAUGGUGACUGUGCUCCCUGGCGGUGUGCGCACCCUGCUGCCCUCGGCCCCUCGCCAGCCCCCACCUCUGCAGCAGAUGCAACAUGCCCCUCCUCCCCCGCGGCUCCAGCAUAUGGUACACUCCCCAGCCCCGCCUCCCCUCCAGGCCAAGCCCAGAGGAAGUGCUGGACCUGGGCUUCCUGUGUCCAUCACCGCGACACCUCCCCCUCCACUACAGAUCAAGAUAGUCCCGGCUUCUUUGCAAGCAGACGAAUCCUUGCCCAUUAUUGUUACAACAACAGCAACCGCCAACUCAAUUGGUGUCACCAAUUCCACUGUACCUACAUUGGCUUACUCAACCCCUACAGUGGCUCUGCAAUUGGCAAAGUCCACUGACUUGACGGCCAGUGCAGAUGAGGAUGCGGUCACGGAAGAGUUCACGUCAGGAGAGGUAGGCUGAGGUUUUUCUUUGUAAAUUGACCCAAUGUGCAUGUUAAAUAUGCUUGGUGUUUUAAUCAUCAACUUUUCCCUAUUUUUCUUCAGAUGGAAAUGGAAUUGAAUGUGUCUCCAGGUGCCACGGAUGCAGCUACUGGCUCUCUGACUCUGUGUGUACGCGCAGGAUGCACCAAUCCUGCAAUAGAGAGCACGGACUGGGACAAGGAGUACUGCAGCAAUGAAUGUGUCGCCACUCAUUGCAGGUGUGUGGAUUUGGAUAUAAAUGUAUUUGUUCCUUUAUUUCUGUGAAGAAAGUUGUUGUUUUUGGGACAUUUAAGUGAAAGUUGUGUUGGAGUAGAAAAGGGAACAUUAUUGAUUAUGUUAAUUCCGUAGUCCUGUGUAGCUCAGUUGGUAGAGCAUGGUGCUUGCAACGCCAGGGUUGUGUGUUCGAUUCCCACGGGGUACCAGUAUGAAAACAUUUAUGCACUCACGCUUGUCUCUUUCUCCCUUUUCCCCUUUCUCUCCUUCAGGGAUAUCUUCAUGGCCUGGUGCUCCAUCAGGAAUCAGAACACCAUGGUUGUCAAGUAAAGACCAGGAUUACCCAGACAAGGGGUGAAUGUGUCUUGUUGGGUCAGGGGUGAUAACAGGCCUAAGGCAGACUGAUUGUGGUGAGAGGAAGAGAUGCAGUUCGGAGGAGAGGAGAGCAACUGGAGAAAAGAAAAGUGCGCGGUGUACCACAAAGUGAUCCAUUGGAAAGACUUUAUCAACAUAACACAUGGGAUUCAUUUACAAAUUCACGAACAGUGGAGACAGUGGCCGAGAUGAUAACUUGAGAGGAUAAAAUGUUUUUAUGUUUUAUUGUUUGGACGUGCAUACCUUUUAACAGGUCUAUUCACACUGAUUGUGUUAGAAGAGGAAGUACCCAAUAUGAAGGGACCUGAAAUCAUAGUGGGAUUGGAGAGGGUUCUAUUCCAGAGGGUACAUUAUAGUGCCACUAGUUGUGAC